ACGUAUUCCAGUAUUCUCUUUCACUUCAUACAUCCCACAUCCCACCAUGCCCGCGUCUCAACCCCUCCAGCUCCUCUUCCUUGGAACAGCCACGUCCACGGGCCUCCCACUCACUCCCUGCCUCACCCUUUCCACCCCUUAUCCCCACAGGUGGUCCAACAUGGUCCCUCUCCUCCAAGGCAGAGAUUUAUCCGACCGCUCUCCUUCACCUGCCUCAACAACCAUCUCAUCCACCUACUCUGGCUCAACUUAUGAUCCAGAAGGUCAAUGGCCAAAGAACAUCCCAUGUGCAUGUUGCCGUUCGACGGUGGACCCCGAUGUCCCCGAAGGCUGGAAGAAUAAACGUGGGAAUACAAGUGUUCUGCUGAGAAAACAGUCUGCUGAAGGAGACUGGAAGAACGUGCUGGUAGAUGUCGGUAAAACGUUCAGAGAACAGGCAAUGAGGUUCUUCCCUACAUGGGGAGUGAAGACCAUCGAUGCCGUGUUGCUUACCCAUGGGCAUGCUGACGCCUAUUUCGGACUCGACGAUUUGAGAGAAUGGUGUGUAAGACAAGGGAAAGCCAUACCCGUAUAUCUCAACAAGGAAACGUUCCACAAAGUAGAAGAAACGUUUCCUUACAUGGUUGACAAGACAAAAGUAUCAGGCGGUGGUGAUGUCCCACAACUAAUUUGGAAGAUUAUUGAGGAUGAGGGUGAAUUUCAAGUUGAAGGGAUUGAUGUCAAGGUCCUUCCAGUCCACCAUGGGAUUUAUUUUCAUUCCAUUCUACCGCCUACUAACGCCGAGCCUGUGCGUGAACCUCCCGCCAAGAUCGAGCCCGAGCCUCUGAUCUGCCUGGCAUUUGAAUUCGAUGACUCGAUCAUCUACAUGUCAGAUGUCAGCGGAAUUCCUCAACGUACAUGGGACAGAAUGCUGCAGACUUCAUCUAGAAGGCAGACAAUCUUUCCGACACCAGUCGAUUCUCGCGGGGGAGAUGACACUCCUAAAGGAGUGCCUAAGAACCAGUCCAUCAGUGACCUCGCCAACCUCUCCAUCUCUCCCCGCGUCCCUGGUCGUCUCGAGCAGCUCAGAACUCAUAAUGUACCGGUGUUGAUCAUUGAUGCCCUCUGGCCGUUGCAACCGCAUGCCUCUCACUUUUCCCUCGCACAAGCUCUCAUUGCGGCUCUGCGCCUCCGCGCUGCCAAUACCUACGUCAUUGGCAGUACGCACCCGACAUCACAUUUUAUGUGGGAAGAAAUUUGCAAUUCUCUGACUCAUCGUGAUGGGCGUGACUAUGAAGUCCGUGAUCACCCUGAUGCCGCUCAGGCUGAGUGGCUUGUGAAGAGAGUGUGGGACAAGGUGUUUGGCGAAGGUGAACAUGAGGGACUGGGCGAGCGAUGGAUGGAGGAGGGAGGAAAAGUCAAGCCUGCUUGGGAUGGGCUGGUAAUCGAAGUGGGGGGCGACCAGGGGCUGGAGAGGGCUGAUUUGAGUAGCAAGGGGCUUCUCAUUUGAAAUGAUGUAUUUUCGAAUCCGUUUUCUGCUGUGACGAUAGAUCACUAGAGGGUAGAUGUGGAUAUGCAUUGUACGUAAUUGCUUGCC
Messenger RNA from Cryptococcus deneoformans JEC21, 1576 nucleotides. RefSeq lists its product as hypothetical. The coding region runs from base 47 to 1489 and encodes 480 amino acids. NCBI's taxonomy places the organism in Eukaryota, Fungi, Basidiomycota, Tremellomycetes, Tremellales, Cryptococcaceae. The record is from RefSeq and is a predicted model, not a curated record. The transcript is spliced from 4 exons.